GACACUCUUCACCUCCAACUGAGAAACUUUCCUGAACUUGUGCGGCUCUCCAGCCUGUCAGGGGGCGCAGAGGGACCGCAGCAGCAGCGCGCACGGACGCGGACUCGGGGGGAGGCUUGUCUCUACAUGGCCCGUUUUCUUUGAAACUUGUCGCUUUGGAGGAUUUGUCUGCGCGCUCAGGGCACUUUGGUAGCGGGCUGGAGGCUCUCGCCCGCCUGCGUGAGUUCGUUUUGGAGCGCACAGCUUUCCUGACUUGUAAGAAGUGAAACCGUCUCGGACCCGGACCUUUUUCCUCCCCGCAAACCUGAGCUUGACUCUGCGGGCAUGGCGUGGGUCAGACGGGGCCUCUUCCUCUGCGUCGAGCUACUUCUCUUCGUGGUUUGUGCGUCUGUGGAGCGACAGCUGAGCCGCGGGGGCUUCAGGAGGGUCUACGUGCUGCAGCCCGGGGUAGCGCCGGGGCCCGGUUCGGCUGCAGGGGACAGCGCCGUGCGGGUCAGCUCCAUCUCGACGCGUCACGGCCCGGCCGGCCAACCGCACUCCUAUAACGUGGAAUUGAGUGCCAAGCUCGGAGGGCAGGUUCGGACCCGCAGGAUGGGGAACCAACAGCAGCAGCCAGCGGCGGUUCGGCAGAGCGGAGCGGAGCAGAACCGACAGCUGCUGACCCUUUCCGGGGUGAAUGUCUGCGGAGGACAGUGCUGUCAUGGAUGGAGUCCAGCUCAGGGAUCGCAGCGCUGCACAAAACCCAACUGCAUUCCCCAGUGCCAGAAUGGAGGAAUGUGCCUCAGGCCCCAGCUCUGCGUCUGCAAACCGGGCUCAAACGGUGCAUCAUGUGAACAGACAACGGUCCAAACACUUCCUUAUCCAGCACUGCCUGAAGGCGGACACACCAAUGGAAACAAUGUGGUACCGCAGCGGCCCAUUCCCCAACAAGUAUCCCCCAGUGGACAUGGCUCCACAUCCGCUUCAGCUAACAACAUGGCCCAGAUGAAGCUAACUGUGAAGGCAGCACCACAGUUUGUACGACCCCAUUACUUCCAGCAGCACAUCCAGCAUCAGAUUCGGCCAGCAUCUUUGCAACCUGGACAGACUCAGAAGUACAUCAUAAAACCCAAAUACUACCACACACACAGCAGACACACACACGUCCAGCCUGAGAGGCCCAUCCCUCUAAGCAUGGGACACAAUCCCCUCUAUGCAGCAGCAGCGGGCAACCACACCGGCAGGAUCAAGGUGGUCUUCACACCCACCAUCUGCAAGGUAACCUGCAUCGGAAGCAGAUGUCACAACAACUGCGAGAAAGGAAACACCACCACCAUCAUCAGUGAGAAUGGCCACACCACAGACACGCUGACGGCCCCCAACUUCAGAGUUGUGGUGUGCCACCUGCCAUGUAUAAACGGGGGAAAGUGCAGUGCCAGGGACAAGUGCCAGUGCCCUCCAAACUUUGCAGGAAAGUUCUGCCAGAUGCCGGUUCAGAAUGGAGCCCAGCAGCACCAUCAGACUUCGGGUUCCUACAGCCAGACACAGGUUCACUCCAUGCACACGCUGCCUCUGACUUACAGCAACGGCAAGACUCCCGGUGUGGUCAACAUCCACAUCAAUCACCCUCCAGAAGCCUCUGUUCAGGUCCACCAAGUGUCCCAGCUGGACGACUACCAUCACAACGGGCACCAGCAGAAGGCCUCCCAAGCUGGCUCCUCGUCAUCCAGCAGCUACAGCUACCACCACUCCGAGAGCAGCCAGAAGGUUCAGCACCACAGCUACAAUGUUGUUUAUCCCAACCAGCAUGGCUACCAUGUUUCUCAGUAUCAGCCCGUCACCUCCAAGAACGCUCUGGGACGCUGCUUCCAGGAGACGGCAGCUGGCCAGUGUGGGAAGGCUCUGCCGGGUCUCACCAAGCAGGAGCGCUGCUGUGGAGUCAUCGGGACCUCGUGGGGGUUCCACAAAUGCCACAAGUGCCCAAACAAGUCUUCCAUCCCUCUGAUAGACUGUCCUCAGGGCUACAGGAAGAUCAACAGCUCCCACUGCCAAGACGAGGACGAAUGCCAGCUGCAGGGUGUGUGUCCCAAUGGAAACUGUCUGAACACAGUGGGUAGCUACAGGUGCACCUGCUCGCCCGGCUUCAUCCCUGACGCCUCCCUCACCACAUGCAUUCCCAAUGCGCCUGUCGUCCAGGGCGAGAAGGGCGCUUGCUUCCGUUUUGUCAGCUCGGGGAGGCAGUGUUUGCACCCAGUGUCUGCCCAGCUGAGCAAACAGCUCUGCUGCUGCAGUGUGGGCAAAGCCUGGGGCCCUCGCUGUGACAAAUGCCCCCCUCCUGGAACUGCUCAGUUUAAGGAGAUCUGUCCGGGUGGAAUGGGCUACACCGUUUUACCCAACCCUCCUGCAAACAAGCCUGUGACGGUUCCCCAGGAGCCCCAGGACCUUUCGACCCCUCCUCCACUUCCAACACCACGGAGACCCGUGGAGAUCGUGCCGGUGAUUGUUGAGAACACUUCCCCUCCUGUUCCUAGGGAGAUCCUUCCAUCCAACGCCGGCCAGGACAUCGCUCCUACUCAGUCAGCUGAGGUGAAUGAAUGCCAGGUCAACCCUUACAUUUGUGGGCAGGGGAUUUGCUACAACACUGACGAUGGCUACACCUGCCACUGUGACAGGGGAUACCGCCUGGACGACGCCCAAACCACCUGUGUGGAUGUGGAUGAGUGCCAGGACGAGCAGGUCUGCAUCCAAGGCCACUGUCAGAACACCAGAGGCUCCUUUUUCUGUGAGUGCGGGCCUGGUUUCAGAGCGUCAUCGACUGGAGACCAGUGUGAAGAUGUGGACGAGUGUGUGGAGGAGGCAGCGCCAUGUGGACCCGUGGGAGAAUGUCGCAACAACGUGGGGUCAUACAGCUGUGUGUGUCCUGACGGAUACAGGCGGAUCAAUGACACCCUCUGCAGAGAUGUGGAUGAAUGUGUGGAAGAGGCGGAGCUUUGUUCCCCCCAUGGAAGAUGUUUCAACGCAGAAGGGUCCUACAUCUGUCUGUGCGAAAGCGGCUUCUCUCCUAGCCUCGAUUUGCUCUCAUGUGAAGAUGUAAAUGAGUGUGCGUUGAAUGACAGUCGCUGUGGCGCCCACGGCCACUGCGCGAACGUGCCGGGUUCAUUCCAGUGCCUCUGCCACGAGGGUUACCAGGAAUCCCAGGAUGGUCAAAGUUGCGAGGAUUUGAAUGAGUGCCAGCUGCUGGGCAGUGUUUGUGGGGAGGCCGAGUGCGUCAACACGGACGGUUCUUUCCUCUGCGAGUGUCCUCGAGGCCAGAACUACAACGCCAGGGUUGCCAAGUGUGAGCCCAUUUCCACAGAGCCCAUAGUGGAGCGAAAGGAGUGCUACUACCACCUGGACAACGAGAACCUGUGUGAAAGCGUGCUGAAGAGCCAGACCACGCUGCAGGAGUGCUGCUGCACCCUGGGAGCCGGCUGGGGGGACAACUGCGAGGUGCAUCCCUGUCCUGUCAACGGCACAGACCAGUUCAACCAAAUGUGCCCAUCCGGAAAAGGUUUUGUUCCGAGUGCAGACUUGCUGUAUGGGAUUCCCACUUCUGACAGCUACAAAAAUGCGGAUGAGUGCGCCAUGUUUGGCCAGGAGGUGUGUAAAGGCGGCUACUGCAAGGAUACUACAGGCAGUUAUGAAUGUUACUGCAAGACCGGACAAUACUACGACCCCGUCAAGCUGGAGUGCAAAGACAUCAAUGAGUGUCAGGAUGACUCUUUGUGUGAGGGCGGACAGUGUAUGAACACGGAUGGUUCAUACAUGUGCUUCUGCACUCACCCCAUGAUGUUGGACCCCGACACAAACCGCUGCGUUUUUGCUGCUGCUCUGACUGAUCAACACGAGUCGGAGCAGACGGACUUUCAAGGCAUCUGCUGGCAGACUGUGACGGACACCAAGAUGUGCACACGGCCGCUGGGUAACAACAGGAAGAUCACCUACACAGAGUGCUGCUGCCUGCAUGGAGAAGCUUGGGGCAUGGACUGUGCCCUGUGUCCUCCCAGAAACACAGAGGACUAUGCAUGGAUGUGUAACGUACCUUUGGGUGGGGGGCGACGGCCGUACGGUCAGGACGCCCUGGUGGCUGGUCCGAUUCACGAAUAUGAAGUGAGCCCCGACUAUUCCCCGUCGCCGGAGCAUCAGCCGGCCCCCCGCUUCUACGAAAGAGAAGAAGAGCCGUACAAAGCUUUCGAGGGCCUGUUGGCGGAGGAGUGCGGGAUUCUGAACGGCUGCGAGAACGGCCGUUGUGUCCGAGUCCAGGAGGGUUACACCUGCGACUGCUUUGACGGAUAUACCCUGGACCUGUCCCGCAUGGCCUGCGUCGAUGUGAACGAGUGCUCAGAACUGAACAGGCGGAUGUCGCUGUGCAGAAACGCAAAGUGCAUCAACACAGUCGGCUCCUAUCAGUGUGUGUGUCUGCCGGGCUUCAGAGCCUCUGACAAACCCAACUACUGCGUGGAGGCAAACUCGCGGCAGACAUCCACACACACGCAGUGAUGGACAUCACAACCACGAACACUUGUAGGGCUGUACCUGUGAGGAUGUUCUUCCCCCACACUGAGCCCUCACCCGAGCUCAGCUCCGCCCCCCGCAGCACGUCCCUGCAGGAACGACCGCGCCUUCAGAGCACUUUUCACCACACGCCAGCAGUUUCCUGAAGCCUUCAUGAAACAUCAGCAUCUGUUCUUAAAGGGCGGGGCCAGAUUUCUGACUCAGCCUCUCCCAUCUGCAGGAAGCGUUUCUCUCAGAUUUGGCCCACAGCUUUGUGCUUCCACACACACACAAAUCUGAACACAAAACUCCACAUAACUUUUUAAAUCAUCCUUACUGUAUGUGAGGAUUUCCUGUGACGACUAGCCACUCUUAAAUCCCCCCCCCCCCCCCCCCCCCACCUUCAGAGAAUUCAGGUUCAUAUCUCUAUAUGGAUAUAAACCUGGACAGCCGUUUGACAAAUAUCCACCGUAUAUGUGUGAUCAUUUAUUUCCCUACCUGCUGCUAAUGAACAAAAGAAAAUAAAUUAUUUAGAAAUGAAGUGAAUGCAGAUCAUUCCAAUCAGAACUGCUGCAAAUCUAAUAACUCCCUUAUCAGACUGAGGGAUGGUGUCAGUUUCAGAUGCAGAUUUAUCUUUUAAAUUAAUUUUUUUUCAUUGUUGCCUUCUAAGUUUUCAUGGCAUGUUCUUUGAUUUUAAAUGCUCUACAAUGUAAAAAAAAAAUCCAACUCUUGUCAACAAGUAAAAGCAAGAGCUUUCCAGGAAUUAGUUGGGUCCCUCUUUCAAAUUCUUCUUUAUAGGACAGACGCAAAACUAGGAUCUUAAACAUGAAGGAGUUAAACACCAGUUCAGUCAUGGGAGAAUAUUUAGUGGCUUUUUCUGAAACAAAAAGAAUACAGAAAAGAAGUGCUUUGUUUUUUUCUGUUACUAAAAAAGGAAAAAAACAAUACGUAUUCAAUGCCAUUCAGGGUCCCUUGAGUGUGCUGGUCCUAAAUAUCAGUGGGCAGAGGAAACAGGAAAAACUUUCUGCAUCCACAAACUCACUCGGACAAAGCUUCAGCUCUCACAGAGAUGAAAGCCAAAUAAAACAGACACAGAAAAGCGGAAAAGGUCCAGAUAUAAUCCAAGCUUCUCCUUUCACAAUAAAACGCCUGCUUUUUGUGUGAAGAUUCUGCUGUAUAAAUGGGUAAUAUUAGGAGUUUCAUUUUUAUCAGAACAUUAGUGCCAAACCUUUCAGAGGUUCGAAUCCGCCCGUCAGUCUCCUCACAGAAACCCCACCGUCCCGAUCCCCAACGAGAAUAAAAAUACCACACACCUGUACUUCAUAUUCUGCACUGUAUCAAUAAUUAAUGGUAAACCACUCGAGAUGAAGACUUUGCAUCAUCUGGGUGGAAAAUUGAAGCCGGUUUAACUGUACGUUUGUUUGGUGGCUUUUUUUCUGUGUUAUAACAGGCGGUUUUUCUCAUUUAGCUCCUUGACAAACCCAUCGUACGGACUUGUGCUGGGGGAUUAUUGUGGAUAUUUAAAUGUGUAAGGAGGCCAGCUGUCUGCUCUUCCGCUCCUCCAUCGCUAACCUUCUGCUGCCACGAAGAAAAAUCCCUCCUCUGUGCGUCUUUCUGGGAAACCUGGCCCGCUUCGCAAAGCCACUUCAGACAUCGAUGAGAGAGAAGAACCCUGUGCACAUUAAAGAUGAAGAAUGGAGAAAACGGCUCCAUUGUAAUUUGUACAUGAAUGAAUAGCUUUUUCUAUGAAUUCAUACCAAAAUGAACAUUAAAGCCCUUAAAAAUAA
Oryzias latipes (Japanese medaka) is the source of this 6299-nucleotide messenger RNA. RefSeq names its product latent transforming growth factor beta binding protein 1 (gene ltbp1). Lineage: Eukaryota; Metazoa; Chordata; Actinopteri; Beloniformes; Adrianichthyidae. The record is from RefSeq and is a predicted model, not a curated record. Gene Ontology annotation, molecular function: calcium ion binding.